This is a messenger RNA of Penicillium chermesinum, 2493 nucleotides long. RefSeq names its product putative exo-beta-1,3-glucanase (gene exg2). Lineage: Eukaryota; Fungi; Ascomycota; Eurotiomycetes; Eurotiales; Aspergillaceae. The record is from RefSeq and is a predicted model, not a curated record. The transcript is spliced from 4 exons. Gene Ontology annotation, cellular component: extracellular region; cell surface. Gene Ontology annotation, biological process: glucan catabolic process. Gene Ontology annotation, molecular function: beta-glucosidase activity. The coding region runs from base 1 to 2493 and encodes 830 amino acids.
AUGCCGCGCGAGCGCGGAGAGUCGUCGCGGGACCGCGCACGGGACCGUGAGCGUCGGCGGGAGAGGGAGUAUAUCCGUGGAGAUUACGAGGAGGACUCUGAAGGUUCCCCUCGGCCGAGGGGUAAAUAUCGGUUCCGGGGGGAGAGCGGGUAUGACUCGCGUGAACGAGAUAGGGGCAGUGAUCUCGACGAGGAGAGGCGGCGUGCGGAGAGACGCGAGAGACGGAGGAGGAGGGAGGAAGAGGAGAGGAUGUUUGGGGAUGUGAUGGAAGGAAGAAAGGAGAGGUCUAAGGCUAAGGAGUCACCUGCUACGUCGCCGACCAAGAGACGAGAUCGGGAUCGAGAUCGGGAUGGGCAGCGCCGGCGCAGGGACGAUACGGAUCGCGAUCCUGACGCUGAGGCUAGGAGGCAACGGAGAAGGGAACGACAGAGGGAAAAGGAGCGUGAGAGAGAGCGGAGCGAGGGAGCGAGGAAGAAACACAAAAGUAGCGAAUCUUCGAACAGUGCGUCCGGUUUGCUCAAUGCCGAUUCAUUGGCUCGAUUGGCGUCUGAGCAGGAGCUGGAGGAAGAGUCUGCACCAUUUGAGCGCCGGGAAAGGUCUCGAGAUCCCGAUGUGGAUCGCAGAGAGCGUCGACGUCGCAAGCAAGCUGCCUUGGCUGGUGCUGGCGCAGGGGCUCUAGGCGCAGACUUUGUCGAGCGAGGAUCACGACACAGGUCUGGUGCUAGAGUCGUCUCAGGGGCAUAUUUGGAGGAAGGCAGAAGCUCCGAGAUGAAUGUGCGCCGUCGAGGAGGUGGGGGAAGUCCCAUGGGAGAUGAUUGGGAGAGGUCCAAAGAAAGCUGGGUAGGAAGUUUUGAUGGCGAGCAGCGGCCUUCCUGGAAGUUCUGGGCAGGUUGGUCAAAGAAGAAGCGUAUAUGCAUUGGUGUGACAUUGGGAAUCUUGGCCUUACUGGCUAUUAUCAUUCCUGUGGCUGUGAUUGAAGCCAAAAAGAACAGCCCAAACGAUCCCGACUCAUCAGACUCGAGCUCAUCACAGCCAUCAAAUUCUAAUCUUGAUGGUAUCAGCAAAGACAGCAUUCCGAGCUAUGCCAAGGGAACGGUGCUAGAUCCGUGGACUUGGUAUGAAACUGAAGGUUUUAACGUCACUUUCACCAACGAAACUGUUGGUGGUCUGUACAUCAUGGGUCUCAACUCUUCUUGGGACGAUUCAGCGCGACCAAAUCCCAACGUGCCACCACUAAACGAAAAAUUUCCCCCCAUUCGCGGUGUAAACCUAGGUGGAUGGCUUUCUAUUGAGCCGUUUAUUGCCCCGUCUCUAUUCGACCGGUGGCCGUCAAACCAAGGGGUUAUUGAUGAAUGGACACUCUCAGCAGCGCUCGGCUCCAGUGCAUCGACAACCAUCGAGAAACACUAUGCGGAGUUCCUGUCUGAGCAAGAUUUUGCAGAGAUCCAAGAAGCAGGCUUGGACCACGUGCGAAUUCAGUAUUCGUAUUGGGCCGUGACGACAUACGAUGGGGAUCCGUAUGUUCCCAAAAUUGCCUGGCGGUAUCUCUUACGUGCCAUCGAGUAUUGCCGUAAAUAUGGUCUUCGCGUGAAGCUUGAUCUACAUGGAAUUCCUGGAAGCCAGAAUGGCUGGAACCACAGUGGACGCCAGGGACUUAUUCGAUGGCUUAACGGCACAGAUGGAGAUUUGAACAGGCAGCGAUCUCUUGAUGUUCACAACCAGUUGUCGAAAUUCUUCGCUCAAGAUCGGUACAAGAAUGUCAUCACCUUGUACGGGCUUGUCAACGAACCCUUGAUGCUUUCUUUACCAGUCGACAAAGUUCUGGAUUGGACGCAGGAAGCUACUGAGCUGGUACGAAAGAACGGCAUCAACCAGACAGUGGUUUUCCACGAUGGAUUCCUUAACUUGAACAAGUGGCACAAUAUGUUCAAAGACCAUCCUGACAACAUGUACCUGGACACGCACCAGUACACCAUUUUCAACACCGGCGAGAUUGUCCUUAAUCACACAGCAAAGAUCGAGCUCAUCUGCAACAGCUGGUACCCAAUGAUUCAGGCCGUCAACAGCACCAGCACUGGCUGGGGACCCACGAUGUGCGGAGAAUGGUCACAGGCCGAUACUGACUGCGGUGAAUACCUGAACGAGGUUGGUGUUGGUACUCGCUGGGAAGGCACUUACGGCAGUGAGACCACCGCAUAUUGUCCCACCGCCAGUGACGGCACGUGUAGCUGUGAUCUAGCCACCGCCGACCCUACUACAUACUCGAGUGCAUAUAAGAAGUGGCUGCAGAUGUAUGCUGAGGCCCAGAUGUCCACUUUUGAGACGGCAAUGGGAUGGUUCUACUGGACCUGGCGCACUGAGUCUCUAGCCCAAUGGAGCUACCGCACAGCUUGGAAGAAUGGCUUUAUGCCGAGUAAGGCCUACUCGCCCUCGUUCAAGUGCGGUGAUGAUAUUCCCGAUUUCUCCAGCAUGGGACUGGCAAAUGACUAUUAA